UUGACGAGUGAUUUUUGCUUUGUUAUUCCUAUUGCUGAUCAAAAUGACUACGAUUCUACAAAGAGCUGCUAUUAACUACCUUAGGAGUAGCGCACGUUCAUCAUCACACGCUGCCAGUGCUGGGAGUCAUGGAGACUGGAAGUUGUGGAAAAAUCUCUCUUUGUUUGUGGCCAUGCCUGCUGUUGGUCUUGGUAUGUUAAAUGCCUAUCUGGCUCAUGCUGAAGAGCACCAUGAACGUCCUGAGUUUGUACCUUAUGAAUAUCUGCGAGUUCGCACAAAGCGUUUCCCAUGGGGUGAUGGCCAGAAAUCCCUCUUCCAUAACCCCCAUGUUAAUGCUCUGCCCAGCGGUUAUGAAGAUCAUUAAACCAUUGUUGUUGUCAACAGUCAUUUUUAGUGAUACUUACUGAAGCUGUUUUAGUUUAUCGGAAUUAAUUAUAAUAUGUCAAUAAACAAUGUAAAAGCUUAUGUAUUGUUGUAUUAUUUAAAUCCUGUUUGUUGAAUGAGUAUCU
Molecule: messenger RNA, 509 nt
Organism: Diatraea saccharalis (sugarcane borer)
Lineage: Eukaryota; Metazoa; Arthropoda; Insecta; Lepidoptera; Crambidae
Source: the annotation of a GenBank genome assembly